Cryptotermes secundus is the source of this 5085-nucleotide messenger RNA. Its product is annotated as neuroepithelial cell-transforming gene 1 protein. The transcript is spliced from 9 exons. Gene Ontology annotation, molecular function: guanyl-nucleotide exchange factor activity. Gene Ontology annotation, biological process: positive regulation of Rho protein signal transduction; intracellular signal transduction. The record is from RefSeq and is a predicted model, not a curated record. Bases 263 to 1861 code for a protein of 532 amino acids. Lineage: Eukaryota; Metazoa; Arthropoda; Insecta; Blattodea; Kalotermitidae.
UCGUGUAGUCCGUACCUGUAACGGAUAAUUCAAAGUUGGUGAAUUAUCUGUGUUUCGAAUGCGACGGGUAUAGGUUAUGCACCAAGUUCAAAUAUUUAGUAUUGAUGGUAUUGAUGGUGUUUUGUCAUUUUGAUGUUAUGUGGUCAUGUUAUUGGUAAUUUGGGAUUAAAGUCUUCCAUGGUAUACCAUAUAAGAAGUGUAUAAUGUAAAUUAUACAGACUAUAACCAGGUUCCAAUUUUCCGCUAUUUUAAGUGAAGUACAAUGGAUGAUGAUCACAUGUCUGUGAAAGACUUUUUUGUGGAGCCACAGAAAGGAUUUUGGUUGAGAAAACGUAAAAGAAGAAAUAGUGAUGCUGUCAGUGUGUGUUCAUUGGACAUGCCUUUGGGUCCUGAGCCAGAGAACAAGAGGAAACGAGGGUUAUCAAAAGUGGUUUCCCUAGCUAACCUCUUGUCCACGCCAAUGCGGCCUGUGAGAAAAAUUGGUGCCUCUCUUCAGCGUUCUUUCACUGGAGGUCGAGUGGACAUUCCAUCCACUUCUUCUUCACCUGUGUCAUCAUCACCUCGUAAUUUUCUUCAGCGCUCGUGUAGCAUAUUGAGGACUCCUGCCAACAACUCUCAGCAGUUGGCAACACCUCUGUGUGCCAACCAGCGUCUGACACGUUGUUGGAGUCAGGCCAUUGCACAAAAUAAUACCAGGGAGCUUGGUUUGCAGGAAGUUAAACGUCAAGAGGCAAUAUAUGAGCUCUGGAGUGGUGAAGAUGGAAUGGUAGAAGACCUUGAGUUUAUGCAGGAUAAAUACCAGAGCUCCUUGGUGCAGCUUCAUCUUCUUUCAGAAGAGGAAGCACAAUGUGUUUUUGGAGAAAUAGAUGAUUUACUCAGAGUUCAUCGUUCCUUACGUGAUAGUCUCACUGGCCUCCGAGAUUCAGCUGGUAUCACUAAAAGUGUUGGUAAAACGUUACUAAAUUGGAUUCCAGGUCUUAAUUGCUAUGUUGGGUACUGCUCAAAUCAAGUAAGGGCCAGAGCAUUACUGGAAGAGAAAAAUUCUAACAGACGUUUUCAGGAAUUCUUGAAGCGAAGUCUUGAAUCAUCAUGCAGUAGAAAGCUGGACUUAUGGACCUACCUCGAUGUACCACGAUCACGAUUGACAAAGUAUCCUCUGUUAGUUGGUGAGAUACUAAGGCAUACACCAAGCAGCCAUGAGGACAAAAAUCUUCUGUCUAAAGCAAUUUCAGCGCUAACACAAGUGCUACAGCAAUCUGAUGCUGCAAUUGGUGCAGCCAAGUGUAGACUUGUUUGUAGCAGACUACAUUUUCCACAUGAUCAUUCCUUCAUGAAUCUGGUAGAAAAAUCUACAGCAGUUAUUUGUUCUGGAGAACUUAAAGAUAGUCAUGGAACGAAAUUUCAUUGCUUCUUAUUUGAUACAUGUUUUGUGGUGACCCGCAUUUACCGUCCUUCAGUCAAGUUUACUGUCCGUGUUCCUGUGAUACCAGCAGAGCAGAUAAAUGUUGAAGAAGUGGAGCUUACACGAAGAAGCACGGGAUCUCAAACAACUCAGACUGGCCGAUCUGCUUUCCGAGUGGGGUUUAAAGAUACUUCUUUUGGGACUCAUCGCAUCUUUGUUGCUGCUAAUGAGCAUGUAAGAAAGCACUGGAUGGAUUGCAUAAAACAAGUGAUGCCACCACAAGAAAAUGUGAAAACAAAAUGUUCAUCUCCAUCUGAAACUAAGAAAAAGAUUAAAUCUGUUGUGCCUCGUAAGUGUAUGAAUAAAUCUUCAUGGAAUGAAAAUGAUUCCCAGGUUAUUCAUCCAUUCAGACAGCAAAAUAGGAUAAGUAAAAGUAUUACAAAAGAUAACCUUGUUUGACACUAUUCUAAGCAGGUUAUCAGGAAAUUAAUUAUUUUCUUUGAGAAAACCAUCCAGUGAAAUUCAGCAUGUGUGUGUGUCAAGUAUUUUUGCAUAGUAUAUUUAAUAAAGUGCUUAGAUAUAAUUUACAUAUCAUAGAGUUUAUAGAACUUUUACAAAUAUAUGGUUAUUCUUUUGAUAUAAAAUUUUUUAGUGCAUUUACAGUAUUUGUUGAAACAAAUUGAUGAAUUUUUAAAUAAAAAUGUUGCAGAAGAAUGGUGAGUGAACCAGUUUACAGCACUGUAUUGGGCCAAGCUUUAAAUUUAGGCAGUUUAAGACACUGAUGCUAUUAAAACAAAUUUUAAAAUGAUUUGAGGUUUUUAAGCAUUGAAAUAGAUUGUCAAUUUACAUAAUCAGAUUUUUAUCAGGCACCAAAUAGUAUUCCUGGUUGUUCUAGCUUAGAAGUUGUGUACCAAUAAACAAAUUUUAGUGGUAGACCUAGAAUGUAAAAUAUAUGGAAUUGAGUAUAUUUCAGAAAAUGUUAUGUUUGUAAUAUUUACUGACUGUAAGGAUGUUAUGUUUUGGCUGCUGUGUAGUGACUUUCAGAAUUCUGGAAACAGUGUUUGUUAUUGAAAUAAAUGUUUGAGUAGGUCUCAUUUCUUAGAAUAAAUACACAUAUUUAAUGGAAAGGAUAAUACAGCGAGAUAAAUAUAAUGAAGUGUUUAUACAUUGUCAUAUUAAAGGCAUUAUGAAAUAAUAAACAUAUGUGUACUCAUGAAAUUUUGUGUCCAGUAUUUGCUGUUGCAGCAGUGAAUGUAAGUUUUGACACAAACCUAUUAUUAGUGAGGGCACCUUCAUAGUACCCAGGUUCUAAACAUUAUACAUGCAUUGUAAUGUGUCUGCCAUGCGUGGAAACAUUACUGGAAAUAGUUUUCCGAAAGGCUUUUCAGCUGUCAUAACUUUGGCUUGACUUUUUUUAAGGGAUAUUUUACUUUUGGGGACAUGAAAAUAUUACAAGGCCACUUGAUAUGAGCAUAGGAGGUACCUGACACUAUAUGUUUUUUUUUUUUUUUUUUUUUUUUGCCCAGAACUUGCCUACAGAAAGUGCUCUGGGGAAAAAGUCUGUUGUGAGUCUUUCUUGCAGCUGUAAGUGUGGAGAUGAUGUUAUAUGCUUGUUUUUGAGAGACAAAUAUAUAAUAGAUAAUUCUUUUGAAAUGAGAAAGGGCAGAUUGGCGAAGUUUUGAACUUGAUUUUCACAUUUGUACUUUUUUCAGUCUCAGAGACUAUCCUUUUCUUUUUGAGACUGGCAUUUUGUUUCUGACUAGAAGACCAAGGGUCAUUAUAAGUCACUGUUUUGUCCAAAAGUCAUCUUCUGCCAAGAUAUUUCUGAAAGAUGGGAAAAUUUCUUCUCAUUUCUUAUUUGCAUGCUGUUGAGAUUUUCUAUACAAUUUUCAUCUAGGUUUUCUUCCUGUUCCAAGUUUUCGAGCAAAAUGAAUCCCAUAGUCUCCUUCAUGUACAUUUUUUCUGUAUCCUCCAAACAGUCAGUCAGUCAUUUAUUUAUUAUCCAUUUAAUUCACUUUUCCCAUAUUUGGAUUAUUUCCUGAAGUUGUCAGACACCUGAAUUUUUUGUAAUCCGCAGCAUCUUCUCUUCCAUCUUGAAAUUGCCUGUUCAUGCAAAUACCUUUGAUUGCUCUCUCUUCAUAAACUUGCUGAACAUUAUGUGAAUAUCAGUGGCAAUAGCUCUGUUUUCAGUUAAUAAUAUAUAGUUCAUUCUGUAUUCCUACAAUUCUCUGUUAAUUUACACAUGUUUUUGAAAAAUAAGUAUGACACUGCACAGUGUAACACUUAUUGCAACAAGAAAAGGAACUGAGUGCCAACUGUUUGACAAAUAUUGCUGACUAAUGUUUUAUUUAUUUAUUCAUUCUUGGUUUGUUGUAUGAAACCUUAAAUAGCUUCAGUUAUGUAGUGUUUAAUAGCAAUGAUUUGUGCAUAAUUAAUUGGAAAGGAUGUGGAUGGAAGUGAUUGCGGCAUAAUUUGGUGCGCUAUCCUAGCAUUUGCUUGGGAGGACUCAGGAAACUACAGAAAAUCUCAAGCUGUGAUAUCCAGUCUCAAAUCUAAGAUUUGAAUCUACUAAACUGCAGUAGCACAUGUCACCAUGACCUAACAUGAGCCGACCUAAAGAGGGUUGUUAGUUGCAGCAUGAAACCAUAAUUGUGGUUAACUGCCAAGUCUCGUAAAGAAAGAGUACUGAAAAGAAAUAUAACCAGGUGUGGUACAAGGCAUUUAAAACUACUAAAUAUUUUUAGUAGGUUAUUUAAUGAUGCUGUCAGUGUCAAGACUGUGUAGCAUCAAUGACAGGAUGAUUAAUGAAUGUGGAAUAGUUGCUGUAAUGACACUUGGCAAGGAAAAUUGAAGUGCUUGGAGAAAACCCCAGUGCCACUUUGUCACCACAAAUCCCACAUAAUCUGACUUGGGAUUAAACCCAGGCUGCCGCAAUGAGAAGCUGGCAACUAACCACCUGAGUUAAUAGUUUUAAAAAUGGCUGUAAGCUGCUGGAUAAAUUGGGGCUAAAGUGUGUUCUUCCAUGCUCCUGAUAUACAUGAGUCAGUCUCAGUCCCCAUUAACAACAGUGAAAUUCAGUUGUCAAUGUUCAUGUUCUUUGUUGUAAGUAUCCUCAGACAAACAAGAUGUUGAUAAUGAUACCGAAUGUUGGACACAAAGUUUCAGUAUGAGUACUGAUGAAAUUUUAAUUGGAAGGUUAAUUCUGAUAUUUGUGUUUCAGAGAGUCAAAAUAGGUACAAACGUUGCAUCUGCAGUAUUUAUACAGGACAAUAUAAUUUAUAAUGUUGAUUGCACAUUAAAAUUAUCAUUAUUAAAAGUUUAAUUUUAACCAGUUUUGAGGUCUUUGUCAUAAUUACAUUUUACUGUUAUAUGUGAAAUAGACAAGAUACAGUAGAUUUAUAACAGUGAACAGCAGUAGUCUUUAACUAUUUAGUAUUAGUGUUCAGUAUUAAUAAGGUAAGAGGUCUUUCUAUUUUGUCUCACCUGUUUUAUAUACAUGUAGUAGGGGUGGGCAAAUUGCAACCCUAAAGCUUCCUCUGAAAGAAAUCAGCUUUCUCCGCAGCAGCAUUCCGAUAAUAAUGUGGAACUCUUUAAUUGUUUAUGCAUAGCAUGCAUAAAACAUUGUACUCAAAAUAAAUGUAAAAAAUAGAUUUUCACAGAAAAUAAAGUUUUUCUAUUACCUA